AGCUGACUGAUCAAGUGAGAGUGGCCCGGCCCUAGUUCUAUGUCGUGACGAUAGCCAGUCGCUCUGAUGGUGGUGCGGAGUCUUCUCAGGCGUGUUCGCACGUUCAAUGAAUGGUGGGAAGAUUUGGAUCUGGCCGAGAUAUAUCUUCUCUACAUGGCUGGUGGAAUGUACUGGGGCACCUGCUAUGGCACAUAUUGCCGACGUGCCAAGUUGGCGACCCCGGAGUCGGACUACUUGUUGGUCUCCGUCUAUCACGUCGACGAAGACAAGAAGAAGGGUUUCGAGGCUAGCUGGAGCGAUCAAGCUCGACUAGCACAGCGUCAGCCCGGCUACGAGUGGACAAAGACCUUCAAGGCUAUUGACUGGUCAGAGUCUCCCUUCCACUACAUCACUUUCCGUAUGUGGAACGAAUCUUCGAGCUAUUUGAGGAUGGUGCAGUUCGAUCCUACUUGGAAAGAGCUCGUCAAACGAUUGAAGGAAGUCUGCGCUGGCCAAAAGGAUACAGUCUACCGGAUUCUGGUUGAUGACUCUGUGAAGCGAAUCAUCGAGUGAUUGAGCAUCCAUGAACCUCUUCACUUCCCUUUCAGCCUGUGGAAAUCUGUAGAGCUCUAGACAGCUGGCAGCGGACCCACAGAUGGCCGCAGUUUCCAAUUUUCGCCGAGCUGUCACAAGGGUCGCACACUUGAAGCAUCUUAAAGAUUUCAGGCUGAUGAAAG
Cladocopium goreaui is the source of this 716-nucleotide messenger RNA. Lineage: Eukaryota; Dinophyceae; Suessiales; Symbiodiniaceae. The record is from the annotation of a GenBank genome assembly.